AGAGAAACAACUUCAUCAUACAAAACCUUAAUGAGGAAAAUCCUCAUAGUUCUGAAAUAUUGAAUGCAUCAGAUGAUAAGGACCCUCUCUUACAUUGGGUUGAAAAGCUUUCUAAGAGUAGGCCACCUUCUUUAGCCAUGGAAUACAUGAAUAAAUCUCCAAGCAUCAAUUAUGACCCAAUUUCCAUUCUUAGUGUUAAUACUCCAUCGCAGGAGUUGCAAGUCUCUGGGGGCAAUGUUCCUACAUCAGCAGGGAUUGAUUUGGAACAUUUUGUGGAAACAAUGAUGGUACAACCCCAAAGCAUCCAACUGGAGAAAGCUCCAGCUGAGCUCAGUUUCAAUGGCCAAAGAACUGCCAAAGAUCAGCAGCAUGUUUUGACUGUGGUCAUGGGUGUUGAACACGGAAGUGAUACAUCGCAGGCCAACAAUUUGGAAGUUGCAGGCAUGUUUCCAGGCUUCAAGCAACAACCUAGUGAUGAAAAUUCUCCGAGCGAUGUACCGUGGGGUUUGACAGAUGUUCUAGUUUGUCAUGAAUCUUCUGGUGCAUGUCAGAACAAUAUGGGUUUCCAAGAACCCAUCCUAGUAAGCUCUGCUGAUCUGUGUCUGUCUGCAGUUUGUGACAAUGCAGGUAUGGAUGCAAACUUGCAUAAUCUUCCUGCAAUGCAGAACCCAGCAAAAAAAUCUGGUUUUAGGAGAGAAGUAUCUCUGAUUGAUGAUGAUUUUGUAAAUUACACCAAUCAGACAGUUGCAAAGUCAGGCAUUCUAGGAUGCGCUAAUGAAAAGCAAACUCUAGAAUAUGUUUCCCUGAACAAUUACAAUGAGCAAAAUCAGCUGGAUUCCAUGGUUAUUGUGGAACAGGUGGCUGACACUGCAUUUCCUGGCGUGGAAUUUUCCUCUGCAGCCAUACCCCUUGCAGUGGAUGCAACUGGUGAUGAAAUUAUAUCCUCUGGUGUAAAAGAGCCUGACAGCAUACUUCCAGAGUCUGACUAUGAGAAUGGCAAAGCUGACGAUGGAGAUAAGGAUGAAUCUAUUAGUGAUGCAAUGAUAGCUGAAAUGGAAGCUGAUAUAUAUGGUUUGCAGGGUUGAACCAAGCUUUCCAACACACAAGAUGGAAGCAGCUAGUGUCUGCUCAGAACACUGGC
Molecule: messenger RNA, 1141 nt
Organism: Camellia sinensis
Lineage: Eukaryota; Viridiplantae; Streptophyta; Magnoliopsida; Ericales; Theaceae
Source: RefSeq, a predicted model, not a curated record